AUGGUCAACAACAAUGGCGACAGUGAACACCUUGGAGUCCGAAGAAAUGGAAAUUUUAGGCACCCUUCCAAUAAUAUGAAAAUUCCUAGAAGGGCCCAAUCAACAGUCCUCAAUUCAAAUCCGUUUUCUAGCAGAAAGUACUCAAUGUCUACUUUAACGCCGAGGAAUAUAUGCCAAAGCGUUGAUUCUAGAGUAUUCGUGGAUAUGUCAUCUCCCAAUUUUCAAACUCUCGAGGAACCUCACAGAGAUGAGAUCAUAAACAGUGUACGGCUCAACUAUUUGAACAGCAGCAAAAGGAGUUCCGUAUCUCAUGGGUGCGAAAAUAAUCCCAGAGUUAACCCAACCAAAAAUUCGUCUGCAAGCACUAUAACCACAGCCAAUGUGGACAGUGAUGAAGAUAACACUAACCUGAACAGUGCUGGGGGUGACAUUACGCAUGAUAUCUACAAGAUGGUCAAAGCAGAGGAUCCUAAACGACUCAGACGUCCUCGUUCUAUGGAAGAUGUAAAUUCUGAAAUUGAGCACCACACCAAGUUCUCAUCAGCGAGCGGAUUGAAUGUCCCCGGUGGCUUUAGAAGAGAAUUUAUCGUAAACAAAAAGAGGCAAGAACAUCAAUUAAAUGAUUCCGCUAGUUCAGACUUCACUUCACAUGAAAGUGUUUCAAUCAAUCAGCCAUCUACAUCAUCUGCACAAGAUAUUGAUAAGGUUCCCUUUUUAACACGAAAUUUUUUGGAAUUUCUUUACGUGUUUGGGCAUUUUGCUGGUGAAUCUUUUGAGGAUGAUUUCAUUCCUGACAGCUCAAACAUGAUGAUACGGGGAGAAGAUGAAGGAAGUCCUCUAUUGUCUCGGCCUGAUCAUAUGAAGGUUCUGCCUUCAGCCAAGGGAACAACUUCGACGAGAAAGGUUUUCUUGAUAUUGCUCAAAUCAUUUAUCGGAACAGGUGUCUUAUUUUUACCCAACGCCUUUCACAAUGGUGGUUUGUUUUUCUCAGUAAGUAUGCUGGCAUUUUUUGGACUUUAUUCAUACUGGUGCUACUACAUAUUGGUGCAGGCAAAAGCUUCAUGUGGAGUGUCCUCUUUUGGUGAUAUUGGUUUGAAGUUGUAUGGACCUUGGAUGAGAAUCAUAAUUCUUUUUUCCCUUGUAAUAACGCAAGUUGGAUUUUCUGGAGCAUAUAUGAUCUUUACGGCAAAGAAUUUACAAGCGUUUCUUGAUAACGUGUUUCAUGCGGGAGUUUUACCUUUGUCUUUCUUGAUGAUAUUUCAAACCAUCAUUUUUAUUCCGCUUUCCUUUAUCAGAAACAUUUCGAAAUUGUCACUUCCUUCUCUACUGGCAAACUUCUUUAUCAUGGCUGGUUUGGUCAUUGUUAUCAUCUUUACAGCCAAGAGGUUGUUUUUCGACUUGAAGGCUUCACCAGCAAUGGGGGUGGUAUACGGCCUAAAUAUGGAUCGUUGGACACUGUUUAUCGGAACAGCAAUCUUCGCUUUUGAAGGAAUUGGCUUAAUUAUUCCUGUUCAGGACUCAAUGAGGAAUCCUGAAAAAUUUCCUCUGGUACUUGCUUUGGUUAUUCUUACAGCCACAAUACUUUUCAUUUCCAUAGCUACAUUGGGAUACCUAGCCUACGGCUCAAACGUUCAAACAGUUAUUCUUUUGAAUUUGCCUCAAAGCAACAUCUUUGUCAACUUAAUCCAAUUAUUUUACUCUAUUGCAAUUAUGUUGUCUACACCUUUACAGUUAUUUCCAGCUAUUAAGAUUAUUGAAAAUAAAUUUUUUCCAAAAUUCACCAAAAUAUAUGUCAAGCACGAUGACUUAACAACAAGAGUUGAAUUACGUCCUAACUCUGGGAAGCUGGACUGGAGAGUAAAAUGGUUGAAGAAUUUCAUACGUUCAAUUAUUGUCAUUAUCGUUGUAGCAAUUGCUUAUUUUGGGUCUGAUAACUUAGAUAAGUUUGUUUCAGUUAUAGGAUCGCUCGCCUGUAUUCCAUUGGUAUAUAUAUACCCAUCCAUGCUACAUUUGCGGGGCAAUAGUCUUCCGGAGACUAAAGGUAAAUUCUGGAGGUUCAAACCAAUGUUGGAUAUUAUUUUAAUUUUUUUCGGCAUAGCAAGCAUGCUUUAUACAUCAUAUCAAAGUAUUUUUGGUGUCUAG
Saccharomyces mikatae IFO 1815 is the source of this 2142-nucleotide messenger RNA. It is a transcript of the gene AVT4, whose product is annotated as Avt4p. The record is from RefSeq and is a predicted model, not a curated record. Lineage: Eukaryota; Fungi; Ascomycota; Saccharomycetes; Saccharomycetales; Saccharomycetaceae. The coding region runs from base 1 to 2142 and encodes 713 amino acids. Gene Ontology annotation, biological process: amino acid transmembrane transport. Gene Ontology annotation, molecular function: amino acid transmembrane transporter activity. The transcript has a single exon.